Molecule: messenger RNA, 795 nt
Organism: Ambispora gerdemannii
Lineage: Eukaryota; Fungi; Glomeromycota; Glomeromycetes; Archaeosporales; Ambisporaceae
Source: the annotation of a GenBank genome assembly
AUGGUUAAAUCUAACAACUAUAAUGGUUUGAAUCCUGUAAUUGUGCAGGCGUUAAACAACCUACAAUAUAGGUAUAGUGAUGAGACGCCAGAAAUGUGGUGUUCUCGUGUUCGUUAUCCAUUUAAGAAACUUCUUGAAUAUAACCCAAAAUACUUUUCGAAGAAUGGAUUUAUCCAAAUGGUUGAAAGGCUGGGAGACGCUCAUUUAAUAUUUAUUGCACUGUAUGCGACUCCUUGGUGUUUAUCUGUGAAUAAACAUCUAAAUGAAUGCAUUUCUAAAACAGCAACAAGACAUCUUGCAUAUUCUAAACCUGUGAAAAAAAAAGUAUCAUCAGAAUUAAGCGAUGAUGAAAUUGAAAUUAAGAAAAGUGUUGUAUAUCGAUUAAUUAAUAGUGCAAAAGUUAUCCAAUGGACUUGGAGAGCUUUCAAGUUGAGACCCAAAUCUUUGGCAAAACAAGUUUGGGAGGCAGUGAGGAAUGAUAGGACUCCUGAUAGGAAGAGAUUUUUAGGUAUACUUUCAAUUCCUCAAAUGAAAAUAAAUCCUAAAACUCAAGAACAUGCUUUACAUGUCGAUGAAUAUCUUGAUAUGCUUAAAAAAACAAAUAGUUAUCAAUACUUUAUUGAUAAUCAUAAUCUAGCCGAGCGGAUGGUGUAUAAGGAAUAUAUCAAUUAUUGUCCUAGUCUUUGGAUAGAAAAAAAGAAAUCUCAGUUAAGUGGUCGACUAGAUAAAGAAGCACAUUAUCUUGUUAAGGAAAAAUUAGAACAAAAAGGUUACAGACAAGCUUAUAUUUCAUGA